Toxotes jaculatrix (banded archerfish) is the source of this 2042-nucleotide messenger RNA. RefSeq names its product tetraspanin-8-like. The coding region runs from base 106 to 897 and encodes 263 amino acids. The transcript has 9 exons. Lineage: Eukaryota; Metazoa; Chordata; Actinopteri; Toxotidae. Gene Ontology annotation, cellular component: membrane. The record is from RefSeq and is a predicted model, not a curated record.
UGGCUCCUCCUCACUUCACCCGCCGCAGUCGCAGUAAGACAGGAGACAGGACACAGGAACCGAAGAGGAGUUCAGCGGAUUUUUGUCCUAUUCUCACCUGUAAACAUGGCUCAGGUCAACACCUGCCUCAAACGCCUCUUCACCAUCUUCAACAUCUUCUUCGCGAUUAUUGGUGGUGUGAUCAUCCUGCUCACUCUGCUGUCUCAGGUCUUGACCAACGUUAAUGGAGGAGAAAACCUGCAAGGUCGGACCGCCGGCCUCAUCAUCUGCUACACCGUGGGCGUCGUCACCUUGAUGAUCGCCGUCCUGGGAGCCUAUGGAGCCCACAAGGAGAGCAGAGUGUCCCUGAUCAUAUUCCUGGUCUGCAUGGUGAUCGGCAGUCUGCUGAUGCUGCGAGCCGGAGUCCCAGCCGCCGUCGUCCGACCACAGAUGAGAGACAUUCUUGAGGGAAAGUUCCGUGAAUUUUUGCCUCUGGACAAAGCUUCAGACGAGGUGAAGGACAUGAUGGACGCCCUGCAGACACAGCUGCAGUGCUGUGGCCUGUUCAGUUACACUGACUGGGAGGACAACAUCCCUAACUCCUGUCUGUGCCGCCCGAUGGAGGAGGACAAGUGUCAGACAGUCAGCUACAGAAACUUCAUGCGACAGCAGCAAAAGUCCAUCUACACCAAGACCUGCCUCCCCAUCGUCAUGCAUUACGCCCUGCUGAUCGCUGACAUCACAAUCGGUGUCAUCUUCACCAUGGCUGCCCUGGCUCUGCUGGGCAUGAUUCUCUCGUCCAUCAUGAUCCACCAGAUGCGUUAUCCCGACAGACCCACCGUCCUGCUGUCGGUCCCCACCAUCUUCUCCACACCGCCACCAAAAUACCAGGAGCUGCAAAACCCUCCAAGCUACUGAAGGACCACCUCCACCUUCCUCUGCUGCUGUUAGAUUGUUGAACAGGGUCAGGAGGUCCAGCUCUUAAUGCUGGGUUAUUUUUCUUUUUUUGAAUCUUCAGUUAAACAAGUGAGAGUCCAAAGUGCCUCACGUCUGUCAGGAGCUGCGACUGCUGGCUCCACUGCAAUCAAUAGAAGAUAAGGGGUGCAAACAGAACCCCCCCCCCCCCCCCCCCCCCAGCUUUAUUAAAAAAAAAAAAAAGCUGCUUUAGAAGUACCUGCAACAACAUUAGUUUAUUAAAGCUUUUACUUUACAAAAUAUUCUAUUUCCAAUUGUAGAAUUAAAUAGUCAAAUAUGUAGAGACUUCAAUCUCUAAAAUCUCUGGCAUGUGAACAAGAUUCAAUCAUGGAAACAUGGAACAAAAAGAUCUUUGGUCACAGUGAAAAGCACCUUAGAGUCAAGAUCAUAAAAUAAUUAAAGAUCACAGAAGUAUUUUGUGUUUUACAUGAGCUGUACAAAUUGAAAGUUUUACUUGUAAUUAUGGAAAAAGCAAGAAAAAUUCUUUACUCACAUGCUCUGUCAGCCUUUUCCUGUUGUUCCAUACAAAGAGCUUCAGAUUGUUGUUCCUUGUUGCAUGGUGAAAAAAAAAAAGCACUUUUUAAAACAACUUCCUCCCUAACUUUCAUUUUGUUCUGCUAAUGCAAAAAAAGCAAAUGGCUGAGAAAAGCCAAACCGUAAGUGCCAGAAAUAGUUUGUCCCGCAGAAGCACUGAAAUAAACCACUGUAGCUGCAGUAGUUAGUUUUUAAAAAGUUAUUAUUGAAGGCAAAAAGCAUUUUUUCUACUCCCAACACUGGAAGGACCACUUACAUCCACCAGUGAUAUGUUUGCAGAAGACGUCGCUCUGGUCUGUUACUUUAUUUUUUUAAAGAUUGUUUUUAUAUUCUAUACUUUAUGUAAGUGAAUGUUACCGUGGGUCUUUUCUUUGUUACUGCCUUCACCUGUGUGAAACACCUCUGUGUUCAUGGACAUUUGGAGGUGACAUUAAAAACAUGUUGAGGUUCAAGUGACAGAAUUAUUGUUCCUUAAUGAGGCAAGUAAAAAAAAAAAACUAAAAAGCAGAAGUAAAAAAACUAAAGUCCAGAAAGUCACUUUACUGGUUCACUAA